Molecule: messenger RNA, 1863 nt
Organism: Paramecium tetraurelia
Lineage: Eukaryota; Ciliophora; Oligohymenophorea; Peniculida; Parameciidae
Exons: 4
Biological process (GO): protein modification process
Source: RefSeq, a predicted model, not a curated record
AUGGCAUCGGCAUCAAAAGAAAAGAGAAUAAAGAAAAAAGAAAAGGAGGAGCAAAUAUAAAGCAAAUCAUUAGGAAAUUUUCACAAUUUAGAGUUAUUAUGUAAAGCAGAUGACAGAUAAAAAAAAACACUGUAGAAAAUAAUCAAAUAAAAACCUGAUCUAGCAAAAAGUUUAAAUAUUUAUGCUGAUGGGGUCAAAUACUACUUAGCACGUUAGCAAUAGCGAGACAAAUUACUGGCUGGAAAAGAGUCUCCCUUAGCUGACGUAACGGAGGAGCAAGUGUAAAUCCCUGUUUUACCCUCUAUCUCAAAUCGUUAAAUAGUUAGAUAAUUUAAACAAGACCCAUUGAACGCAUAAAAACUAUCGGAAAGCUUAGAAAAAGCAAACAAAAGAUAGUAUCAUUCUAACAAUUACACACCUUUCGCAAAUCGGUAAAAAGUAAACAUCAUUUAAACCUAAAAUCCUCCCUAAAAAAUAAACAGAGAAAAAGAGUUGCCAAAACUUAAAGUAAAGAAAUAAAAUCUUACAUAGUUUAAUUAUUAUAUAGGACCUGGAAAUAAUGGAGAAUUGGUAAAACGUAUUUUAUAAAAAAGAGAAUAAUAUUGGAGUUCUGUACCCUAAUAAUUUCAAUAUAAGCACUUUAUAUGGCAGCAAUCCUACUUUGGUAUGGAUUUCAAUAGACUCUCAGCUUCAGACAGUCUAUUCACAAGAGUGAUGUACAACUUUUUUGAAUUCCAUAAAAAUAUCACAUCUAAAUCUGGGUUGUCAAUAUCUUUACUACAAUACUACAAUAAUAUAGAGAAAACAUUUGACGUCAUUCCCUUGGUGUUCAUCAUAAAUUUUAAGAACUCAGAUUGGGUGAAGGACGUAUAAUAAUUUACUGAAUUUUAUUGUAAUAAUAAUCCACUAACUUAAACCUCCAUGAAAACUAAUUUAGACUUUGACUUUUAUGUAUCCAAUCUUCCUGCAAACAAAGUAAAUUAUAAUGGAAUUAAAACAUAUAAAAUGCAAGAAACUUUAACAAACAAGACUCAAUAUUUAUGGCUACUAAAGCCAGCAGAUUGGAAUAGAGGAGAAGGAGUCCAUGUGUUCAACACAUUGGAGGAAGUUGAAACGCUCAUAAAAUCAUACUAUUAUGGCAAGGGUAAUUAUGAAUGCAAGGAAUUUGUGAUUUAGAAGUACAUAGAAAGGCCUUUGCUAUUGGGAGGAAGGAAAUUCGAUAUAAGAUGUUGGGUAUUGAUCACUCAUGAAAUGCACUACUACUUAUUUAGGGAAGCGUAUAUAAGGACAAGUGGAACAACCUUUUCUUUAGAGAAUAAAGAUAGAUACAUUCAUUUGACGAAUAAUGCAGUUCAAAAAAAUGCUUAGAAUUAUGGAUAAUUUGAAGAUGGGAAUUAAUUAUCCUUAAAACGAUUUCAGAAGCAAUUGGAUUAAUAAGAAACCAAAUACGAUUUUAGAAAGGAGGGGUGGCCAAAAAUAAAGGAGGUUGUGAAACUCACUUUGAGUUCAACUAGAAUGAAUAAGAGGAAUAGAAAGUAUGGGAUGCAAAUAUUGGGUUACGACUUUAUGAUUGAUGAAAAUCUUAAGUUGUGGCUCAUUGAAGUUAAUGCUAAUCCUUGUAUUGAGGAAAGCUCGAAUCUAUUGAAAAUACUGAUCCCAAGAAUGUUAGACGAUGCUUUCAAACUUACUGUUGACAAGGUAUUUACUCCAGAUGUAGAUUUUGGGAUGCAGCAACCGAAAUUCAAAGUAGAUGAGUAUGAGGACUCAGAGAAUAUGUGGGAAUCAUUAGGAGUGUGUGGAUGAAUAAAUUAGCUAAAAUAAGUAUAUUUAUAUGAUUAUAAUAUAUAUAAAGAUUUAAAUAAA